AUGGGCCGCGGACGAGGCAAGCAUACAGAGACAUGGCAGGAUCCCGACCGCGACGAUCCUCAGGGAAAGUGGAAGGUAUGGCCUGGUGCCUACUCACCCUCACGUGCUCCCUGGUGGCCCAAGGCCAAAGCGAAGCCCACUUUUCCGACAUACAGUGGUGUUUCGAACAAGGCUACCCCCACACAGCAGCCGCCGACCCCGCCAGGGCAGGGCCCCGAACCUGGCGGCUUGGUGCCGGACAUGCAAGCUGCUCUGAAUAUCGCCAGACGGGCAGAGAUCAAGGUCAGCAAGCUGCACAAGGCCUACGACCAAGCUCAGGAGCAGUGGGCCGAGUACGACCGGCUAGCCAAGGCCAAUUACCAGCGAGAACUCCGGAGAUUUCAAAAGGACUUGGCUCGAAUCGAGAAGGAGGCUGUGGAGGCCGAGGACCAGCAACAGCAGUCCAGGGAUAUGGUCAUCAAGGUUGCCCAGGAGCAGUUGUUGGGCAAGCGGCUAGAGAAGCCCGCUCCCAGCACCGACAACUCGGUCCAUGCACUCUUCGAUUCUUGGGCUGCGGAAGAGGGCAGGGACUUGGAUGGAGUCUACAAGCGUGCGCUCAACUCCCAAGCUGCCCCUCCAUGUACCCCGACGAGGCCGCAGCAUUAUUCAGCUGCCUCGCCCGUUUCGACAGGACGAGCUCCAGCCUUGACCGAUCCUUACCUACAUGGAGCGGCUGGGGCAUCCCCGACCCUUGCCUCUGGUCCUGCCUCUGCCCCGCAUGGUGGACCGCCUGGACUCAGCCCGGGUACCAGGCAGAUACCCAAGCAUCCAGGUCAGAGGGAUAUGAGCCUGUCUCGCUCUCCCGCAGGCGAGGCCCCACCACGUGCUGGGAUCAAGGAGGCUACCAAGGGCAAAGCCCAACCCGCCACUGGACAUGUGACUUUGGAGAUGAAACUGCAAGAACGCCGCGAACGAGAAAACGCGAAGCUGGCCCUCCGCCCCUUCGGGGUAGGGGCCAUUCCAGGAGCUCGUGCCGCAGGCAGUGCAGAGACCGUUCCUGUGGGAUGGGGCGGCCUUGCUGCCAUGACUUUGGACGACGACGACCCGGAUCUGGAGGAGCCUCCCGGAGCACCACGACUGUCCGAAUUGGAGAGUCUUCCUGGCAACAUGGUGUACAGUUUUGUUCUUUGUACAGCAUCUGUUUGCCCUCCUGAGCCUUGUGCUAUCCUAUCUGCAGUCGCGUGUACAGCGGAGCUGUACAGUCUUGCUUCAGGCACAGUUUUGGUCGAUCGGUUCCCGGGAGCUCCGUCUCUGCCCUCUUAUGUCGCCUUCGUCAUCCUCGGCCACCUUAACUCUUCCUUCGGCUUUGGAAGGGUCCUGGGUGAGCCCCCGCCUGGAUUUUGUUUGCUACGACACCCUUGUUUUCUCUCCUCGGCUCUCCUGGCCGUUCGCAGCUUCCGAGCAUCCUUCCCCAUUGUUGGACAUGCAGUUGUGCCCAGGAUAAGCAGAGCGCCUAAAACUCACAUCGGUGGCGCUGGGGUGAGUGCCUGCCAUGCCUGGACACUUCGCAUACCUCUUCACGGGCUGCCUUUCCCCAUUUCUCCCGUAAGGUUUAGUCCCGAUCCCUUAGGCCUUCUGCCUAAUUUUGUCAGUGCCGCCUCCGACGAAGGAUGCGAGCUUCUCCCUCGUCACACAGGCGUAGGGUUUCAGCUGGGUAGCGCGCCUAAAACUCACAUCGGUGGCUCUGGGGUGAGUGCCUACCAUCUCGUUACGCCGUGUUUUGGUUCAUCCUUCUCUGUCAUCCGGACCACCGCUGCCUUCAUGCCUCAUGGCGCCUCACCUGCCGUGCGAGCCUGUGGGUACGUGAUCCCCGUUUCGGAGGUUGGUUUCUUUACGUUUCUGGCCCCCGGGGUGCCCUCCCAGCCGAACUGCCCUCAGGAGGACACCCUAGCCUGCACACUCAUGAUCUUCCUUCAGGUUGCCCUUCAGCCCACGACGUGCUCGGCAACCGUUGGCCUGCUGCAAGUCACGUUCAUAGCAAUGCUGACCACGGUCAGCCUUCUGACCUUGUCGCCCAACCUGUCGAUCAUGCUGCUCCUCAGGCAAUUCACAGACUCCCAGACGCUGCCGGUGCUGGGCGUUUUGGCCUUGCACGAUGCCCUCGAUGCCGUCGAAAGACAAGUGCAACACUUGCGCCUGGAAGGCUGUGAUCGAGCAAUAGCAGUGAGACCUCAGCCGUUUCCAACAUGCGCAGCGUUUGUAUUGGCACCAGAUUGGGCUACGUACUCAUCCCUCUCCAUCGUGUGUCUCGAUUUGAGGGAUCUUGGCGAUAGCACUGAGGGGCCCGUGCUUGUCAGUUAUGUCACUAGGCCGACAUGCCUAGCUGAGCUUUGCCGAGAAGCAAGUGUGCACUCGCCUCAGCACUGCAAAGUGUACAUCGGCACAGAGGCCGAGCCACUCCAAGAAGACGAGGAGGUUAACCUCGCUAGUGGUUGCCUGGUAACGUUUAUGCGCACUGACAGGUUGCCGUGCCACGCCAAUGAUCUGCAGUACAGGCUGCAAUUCCCAGGUAUAUGGCAGACUCCGCCGAGGUUUCCCACCGGCCCUGCCGUGCGCAGCUCUUUGCUGCUCCUCCACUCCAGUGGGAGGUACCUCUACCGACCGCAGGCCGCACAUGACCCUGGAGACGUAGCUGCUGCAAGGUUCGUUGGAGUCGAUCGAGUCUCUGUCGAUUUCCAUGCACCUCAGGAUGGCUGCCUGGAACGGGUUAUGUAUCGCGGUAUCAGGGUCAGAGGUACCCUAGCCAUCGCUGAGCAUCACUACGACCCGCAGUUCGUAGUUUUCCUUGACCUCCGCCAGGUUGCCGAAGGUGUACAAUUUGUCGUCCUUGAUGUUCCCUACAUCCUCCUUGUUCACCUACCUCGCCUUGUGCGCUUUCAGCCACCACCGGGGUGGGCUCUCAAGGUGAGGGGGGGUAGGCGGAGAAGGGACCGCAUUGAGAUUGAUAAUUCGGCUACUUUAGUCUUCAGCUUUCAGUAUGUAUGCACCUCUGACUCGUCUGAGACCCCGUUCGACCCCACUUCCGAUGGGGAUGACGGAGACAGUGACGGUGCUCCUGACGACUCUGAUAGCGAGGACACAGAUCGACGCUCCAGUGCCACCACGCGUUCAAGGAGUCGUCGGCGGGGUUCACCUGGAACGGACCCCGGCCACUCCUCUGACCAUUCUUACCAAGGUGGUGUCAUGGGAUUCAGGGAGUUAGAGCCUUUGGUUUCACCAGUCCACCUUCCAGGGUUAUUGGUUGAUGCGGCAUGCCUUCCAGGUGCCGACCCCCAUGUGGACUGGCAGCAAGAUGCCCGCCUUCACUUUCUGGCAUCAGCCAUUGGAAGUGGGACAAGGCGUCUCCUCGCUGACGAAGGCGCUGCCUUCUACCGAAGAGCCCCGUGCAGGUAUGCAGGUGCUCCCGAGCUAAUCCUUGAGCCACACACCCUCCUUGCUGCCUUCCAAGCUGCCUUGCACGCCAAGCUCCUGUCAGAGCCUGUCCCGCACGGCAGCGCAGAUGCUGCCCGCCUUCGUGCUCUCCGUCACGCAACCGAGCAUUUAGGUGGUGACUGGCGCUACUUUGCCCCGACAACAAGACUCCACGCGAGCCUUGCAGAGGUCCCAGACUCUUCUUCUGAUGAAGAUCAGGAAGUUAGGUUGCGUCGGGCUGCUUUCAUCAUUUGCACGCCAGGAUAUGCACCAGAGUUUGUUGUCGUUGAGGUGCAAUUCCCGACUACCUUGCCUGAGCUUAUCCCUAGGCUGCGCGCCGCCAGGCGACCAGAGCAGGACUUCAGGUUCCCCCACCUCACACCAGCCACUCCACAACCUAUCGAAGGUACGGGGCUGUUCCUUGCCGCGCCGCAUUGGUGCGCUAACGCACGGGUUGUGUGCAUUGAUGCUACCAGGCUUAAUGGAAGGCUCUUUGCCGCGUAUGCGCCGGCAUAUGCGGAUAAUGACACGUUGGCAGACCUCUCCGGUGCUCACGGCCUUGAUGCCACCUUUUAUGCCGGGCUCAGCCAGGAGCCUAUUCCCGAGGGAGUCUUGACCCACCUCGUUGCGGGAUCCACUGUGUCAAUUUUCGCCCCGCACAUUGAACCCCCUCCACUGCAGGACCUCGGCCAGCUCCUUCUAGAUGCUGGACAAUGGAGCUCUCGCCCAUUGUAUGUGUACCCAGAACCUGCCGAUGCAUAUUGCCUUGUCCGCGCCACCCACCAUCAGCUCUUCCGAGCUGACCCGGGCAAGCCCACGCAGUAUCGGCGCCGUCUGGCCGCUGCUGUUGGGGCACCAGAGGCGCACAUCACUGUCACGCCCUCUGCCCCUAGGGUCGUUGGUAUUGACAUCGCUGGCGUUCCCUGCCGAACUGCAGUUGCUGUGUCGAUCCACACGCCUGACCGUGCCCUAAGGCGCCAACAGGACAUUAUCCUUGACUGCCGUCCCAUUCAAGAAGGCCUGUCGCUCUGGCCCGCGCACUCUGGCCUGCUGUUUCUGCCCGACCUGCUUGCGCACUUUCAAAGCCGGGUGCCCGUCGGAUACUCUGUUCAGGUCACCCCCGACACCCGCCAUGGAGUGCACUUGUCUGUGCAUGCCGGUGCUGUCGUCGUCGUUGAUUUUGUCGCACAGCAUCCACAUGCACCACAAGCAUCGCGUGGUCUUUCUGCUGCAGCCCCUGGUCCGCCGGACCAACGGCGUGUGCACUUCGCUGCUGAUCCGCCGUCCCAUGCACAAGAAGGCAAUGACCUGCAGCGCCCGAUAGGCUCUGGACCCGGAGAGUUUCCUGUCCCUGUAUCCACAGUACCAAGCGCUGCCAGUACUGAGAGCUUUCAAGCUGUCUUCUUGGUUUUCGCACCAUGUUAUCUCCCGGAGUUCAUCGAGGUGCAAUUAAAUGCUCCAGUUCCAUCCUCUGAAGCCAUUGCAGCUGUCCAGGCAGCGCGUUUACCCUCUCAUCGAGAGCGGUUCCCCAGGCUUCUGGCUGUUACACCUCAGCCGGACAUGGAGUACGGAACAUUGCUUGCGGCACCGGAGUGGCCCAUGUCGGAAGUUCUCGUAUUCUUCGACCUCCGCGGUUUCGACGACAGAUACUUUGCGCUCAAUGUGCCAUCGACCAUGACCCUCGGUUCAUUGGUCACCGUUGCGGAUGUACCAGCCACUGCAGAGCUUCUAGUUUAUAUCCGUGACAUGCCCUGGCCGUUGGGGGGAGACGUCCCUGUUGACCUCCUGCCCGGUGAUCUUGUUGUCUUCUUGCGCCCCGAUCACUCCAUUGCAGUCCAUGCCAGCCUUGGUGACAUGCUUCAGCAAUCUGUCGGUUGGGCAAGCGAGCCAGACAUUCCAGGUGAAUACGGGGAUAGAAUUUGGCUCGUGACAGACCACGAACCACUUCUGUUCGAAGUCAAUCGCCGCCGCGCUCACGCCUUCAGGCAAGAUGUGGCAGCAGCCCUCGACAUUUCCAGUCAUUCCAUUCGCCUGCAACCUGUCUGGCCCAAUAUCCUCACCUUCGCUGCGCAGGGGUUACUUGUUCGAUCAGUCUUGAUCGCCGUCGAGUCUCCUCCGCUCCCAGCUGAUGGCACAAGUGGCUGGGUCGUAUGCUUACUUGAUUUGCGGCCUAUUCUCCUUGGCCUGGUUGCUGCACAUGCCCCUGAUGGCAGGUAUGAUGCCCCUGGCCUGCGCCAGCGACUGCAGGGCUUCUGUCCCCCAGGUUACUGUGUUGCAAUAACCGGCGGACAUACCCGUGACGACAGCUCCACAGGAUACUUGACGGUCUUUGCAGGUGAGGUUCUCAGUGUCAAUUUUGUCGCCCUGGCGUCAACAUCUCUGUCGAGCACACCUGAGGUGAGCAGGAACGAGCCAGGCGAUGGUGGAGACCCAGGUGCCACCCCGGGCCCCUCCUCUGAGAACGGGCUUGGCGCACCCCCGUCUUCCAGCACCUCGCGCCCCAAUGCGCGCCGCGACCUUCCUCCGAGCACGCCUGCGGCGCGUGACACACAAGGCGACGCUAGGAGGUCUAUUCGCCAAACCCCUAUUGCCGCGAUUCCAGAUGCCUCUGACAAAGCAUCUGACAUCGCCCCUUGCGGGAAAGUGAUCUCACCCCUGUGCUCCUCUCCCUUCCGGCCCAUCGCAGGGCGUCUGGUUUACCCAGACAAAAUCGCCGUCGCUUUGCCGUUUGCAGCGCGCCGGGGAGAUAUCUUACAGUUCUGCUUUCUGUUGUCGGCUUAUCCACCCAGCCAGGGGAAGCUGUCCAGGUUUAUCGCCGUACACCUGAAAGCCCAGCCUGUCACCGCACUGCUAACCUCCCUGGUGUGCCCAGUCGACUCGCUGCUCGGCUGUCCCUCGACCCCGGUUCUGCCGUUUGCCAGCCCGAGCAUUCUCAUUCAGCUGAAGGGAGCGUCGCCUCAGCAGGCCAUUGAGGACUUCGACGACCAGUCGGCUUCCUCCUCUAGCAGUUGUGCUGCCGUGUCUGGCGCAGUCCCACCGUGGGCCUUGCAAGACGAACGCCCGUCCGCCUAUAUUGCAGAAUGUUACGCGCUGCUUGUGGCUGCGUGGCUUAGCAUUACCAAGUUUGCGCAGAUCCCCGUCACUCUCCGUUCGGACUGUCAGUCUGCCAUCGGAGUUUUCCAAGGAUGUUUUGUCGGCGCCCCAUGUGGAGUCGCGGCGGUCCUGCGCAGCCUUGGGCUGUUUGCGCUCGAAUUUUCCCCGCAUCCCCCGCAAGCCGCCUAUGUCGCAGGGCAUUCUGGAUGUCUAGGCAACGAACUCGCCGAUUGUCUUGCGCGAAGUGCGGCGCAGGCAAGUCCGUGUGGAUGCUUGCGUUGGUCCCCAGACGGAGCCAAACCAUGGUGGUUCCAGGACGGCCAUUCCCUUGGCUGGGCCGCAAUCGCUGUUGCGAAUCUCUCUGCCAAUGCGAUGUACCCGGGGCCGCAUGUUGAUGAAGUACCGCCAUGUGCCGACUCGAUUGGGCUUGCACCCUUGCAGCUCGAUGGUUUCAAUCUCCUCUUUGUGUCUGCCCACGUGCACGCGCACUCAGCCCUUGUUCUGGUCGGGGGAGACAUGAACGCAUCUGUAGGGUCUGUCACCUCCGCCGCCAUCGGAGGUCAAGACCCUGACCAGCAAGAUGACGCCGGCCCAUCAGGCACAUACGUUCAGAAGCGUAAUGGAGCCUUUUCCAGAAUUGACUUUAUUGCUUGCCCGGCUGAAUGGAGGGCUGGCCACAUCAACACUUGGACGGAUGAGUCCAUCCCGGCCCCCCACCGCAGGUUCGACGGUCGAGCUAUGCUUACCCCCAGCGGGCAGGCAAAGGUUGAAGGUAUUCUCAAGGCAGCUCCGCGCAUCCCUUGGGCUGCAUCUCCACAUGCCCACGCCUCCACUUUAGUCCAUUACCUCCAGGACUCCCUUGCGGCUGCCUUCCCGCCUCAGAAGGGUCGCUGCUACAGAGCUUACUUGAGUGACUCGACUUGGCAGCUGCACGGGGAGGUUAUGCGACUUCGGAAACAAUGUGUGAGUGUCAAACGAGCCCUGUCUUUUCAUCUCGUUGCAGCAGUUUUCCAAGUUUGGAAACAGGCUGACAGCGGGCCCCUACUCCACAUGCUGAACUCGCAGUGGACUAAGGAGGCUCAGUAUGCUGGUGCCGUGCAGAGCCACUUUCUAUGUCUGACGUCGCAACGUCUGAAAGCCGCUUGCAAGCAUGACCGUGCUGUGCACUUCAGCGAGCUUGCUGAUGAUGUGCAGAACAGCCGCCCCAACGCUGAUAAAGCUGUGCAACGAUUGAUGGGGUUGCGUCGCAAAAAGCCUUUUCGGCCCGAGGUCCUCCCAGAACUUCACAAGGCCGACGGCAGCCGCUGUGUCACCCCAGCUGAGGCUACUGAAAGGUGGCGGGAACACUUCCGCGAACAGGAGGACGGAUAUGACAUCGCCCCUGAGAUGCUUCCGGGUCUGGCAAGCGGCCCAGGCUUUGUCCUCUCUCCCGACAUGCUUACCGAGCUGCCCUCUCCUGAUAUCCUGUUGCAAGUCAUUGCCUCAUCCCACAAAGGCAAGGCUGCAGGCCCCGAUGGCCUACCUGCUGAAGUAGGGCAUGCCUCCCCGCAAUGCUUAGCCCAGCUUCUUAUGCCACUCAUGCUUAAAAUGGGCCUCACCUGUGUUGAACCGAUAGGUUUCAAGGGAGGAACCCUGACGAAGCUUUACAAAGGCCGCGGUGACACCGCGCAGUGUGCCAGUUACCGGGCGAUCAUGCUCUUACCCACCCUGGCUAAGCUUUUGCACAAGGCUUUCCGGCCAGGACUGUACGAAGUCUUCCACUCCAAUGCGUCCCCGGCGCAGCUAGGCGGCCUUAAGAACACUUCAGUAGUCCUCGGCUCGCACAUCACACGAGCCUUUGGAAGAUACUGCGCUGCCAAUAGCAUCACGAGUGUUGUCCUCUUCGCAGACGUCGCCUCUGCUUACUACACUGCUGUCCGUGCCCUGACCGCGCGGAAACAUGUUGCUGAUGGUGAGGAUGAUAAUGCUUACAUGCCGACCAGGGAGCAUCUUGCAGAGGAGCUUUCCAAGCCGAGCGCCAUGAGGCAGGCGCAUGCCUCGCCCUGGAUUGAGUCGCUUACCGCCGAGCUGAACAGCAACACCUGGAUGUGCCUUGCAGGCGACUCCCAACCGGUUGUAACCAGACAAGGCUCCAGGCCCGGAUCCAGCUUCGCUGAUUUGUUCUACGGGGUCACGGUCCCACGGUGGCGAGAUGAAGCUCGUAACGGAGCAGCGUCUCCUGCGUCCUCCCUUUCUGAUGUCGAGCAUGCUCCUGUGAUUUGGUGGGAUGGGCGCUUUGAUUUCUCAGAGCCGUGCACCGAUCCCACAGCCUGCACCACUUCCACAACUCUCUGUGAUGUCAUCUGGGCGGACGAUCUCGCUAAAUGUAUUGCCGUACAUAAUGCUGGAUGUGCCGCUGCCGCCACUGCAACUGAAUGCGGCCUACUUGCCGAUGCCUUUUAUGCCCACGGGUACGAACUCAGCUUCGGCCCCGCCAAGACCGCAGCCAUCGUAGUGCCCCGCGGGGCCGGCUCAAGACAAGCACGUAAGACCCUGUUCUCGGGUAAGUCAGUCUUGCCUAUUUUCAGGGAGGAAGUAGGCUGUGCCUCGUUGCCUCUUGUCACCACUUAUAGACAUCUCGGGGUCAAAAUCUCUUCCAGCAUAUCCAUCAUGACUGAGCUUCGCCACCGCGCAUCGCACGCGUGGUCCGCCUUUCAGCAAGGGCGCACCAAGGUUUUCCGCACCCGGCGGAUCUCUGUGAAAAAACGUGGCCUUCUCUUGUCGACUCAUGUCAUGACCAAGCUCCUUUUUGCUGCGGGGGCAUGGCCGCCCCUCAGUAAAGGUGAACAUUCGUUCUUCUUUCGCACGGUUGUAUCCCUGUACCGGCAAACCCUGUCUAUCCCCCACGGGGACGACCAGCACCUCACUCACGCUACCAUUUGUGCCCUUGUCGGACAGCCUCCUCCCGAGGUUCUCCUACUCACCGAGCGAGCGAGAUACCUUCUUCAGCUGCUCAACGCGGCACCCGAGCAACUCUGGGCCUUGGUUCGCCGGGAUGCCGCCUACGUUGCACAUCUGCGCAGCGCCCUUUUCUGGGUCUAUCGCUGGGUUUGUGACACCUCCAAUCUUGGAAGUCCCGAUGAUCAAUGGCCUGAGUGGGAGCAGGUUAUGCGUCAUCGUCCCCACAUCUUCAAAGCCCUCAUCAAGCGUGCACAGGGCCUUGAGCUCAUGCGUACCGCGUGUUAUGCGGCUCUCCAGGCCGUUAGGCGCGCUUUGGAGCAGCUGGUGAAGGGCAGCCCUCCCCCAGAACCUAAGGGGAUCCGCUACCAGGAGGCUUGCCUGCAGUGUAAAAUUGCCUUCCCCAGCCGAACAGCGUGGGCCUGCCACGCCUCCCGGCUGCACGCCUACCGGGCGUCCUCUACCUUACUCGCUGCAGGAUGUGAUAGACCCGUCUGCAAGGCCUGCGGGCGACUCUACGCUAGCAUUGGGCGCUUAAAGCGGCACCUCAACACUUCCGAAUCCUGCAGACGCGGCUGGGGUGCUUUUCACCCCCUUCCUGGGGGUACGUCCACCCUUCAUCCCGAAGCACCUCCUGUUGCCCUCCCAGGUGUACAUGACGGCUUCUCUGCUGCUCUCGACCCUGCGAAAGUCCACCCAGGUCUACUCCGGGAGCUCCAGGAAUUGUCUACGCCCCUUACGGAGGACGUGUGGGAUGUAGUUCAGGGCUACAUCGAGCCCCUCCCUCUGCUUAAGGAUACUCUUGAGGAAUGGGCUCAACACCCCGGCCCAGAGCAGGAUACAGAUAUUGCUGCCGCCAUCGCCGGGGACGUUUGUCUUCUUCUCGACCCCGAGUUGUGGUGUGAAGACUUCCGUGCCCCAAAAAGCCCUCCCAUGCCGGCUGUCGCCUGCCCUCCCUUCGCGGAUUUUGACUUUGGCCGCUUGUCUUUCGUGCUCACUGGAGCAGAGCAUAUCGUCGACAUUGAGGAGCCCCCUCUACGAGCUUUCGUUUACCCAUUUGGUGCGAGUGUCCCGCUUGCCGCAGCGCGUCGUCACACCGCAUGGAUGGAAGCUACAUGCGAUGCCAUUGGACUUACCUUGCAGCAGUCUCUUGCCAGCCCUGUCCGUAUUCGGCUUUCUCCUCUUGCGGCAGAGUGCCUGAAACCGAUCCCGACCUGGCUAGAGAGCUGUGGGUUCAGGGUUGAGCCGGGUUGUAUUCGUUCCCCACGCGGUUGA
Messenger RNA from Symbiodinium sp. CCMP2592, 10755 nucleotides. Lineage: Eukaryota; Dinophyceae; Suessiales; Symbiodiniaceae. The record is from the annotation of a GenBank genome assembly.